Messenger RNA from Camelina sativa (false flax), 499 nucleotides. RefSeq names its product pathogenesis-related protein 1A-like. Gene Ontology annotation, cellular component: extracellular region. The record is from RefSeq and is a predicted model, not a curated record. Lineage: Eukaryota; Viridiplantae; Streptophyta; Magnoliopsida; Brassicales; Brassicaceae.
AUGUCUCUGCUCAAAACCAACAUUUUGUUUCUCUUUGCAAUUUCUCUUCUCUAUGGCUCUUUAACCCAAGAUUUGAAACAAGAAUUCUUAGAGCCCCAAAACGAAGCCUGGAAAGAAGUUGGGCUUGACCCAUUGGUUUGGGACGAUGAGGUCGCUGCUUACGCCGCCAGCAAUGCAAACCAGAGGAUCAGUGACUGUGCAUUACUCCAUUCGAAUGGACCAUUUGGAGAGAACAUAGCGAUGAGUAGUGGAGAGAUGUCGGCUGAGGAUGCUGCGGGGAUGUGGAUCAACGAGAAACAGUAUUACGACUACAGUAGCAACACGUGCAACGUUCCAUACGGUGGCACGUGCUUACAUUACACACAAGUGGUUUGGAGAAACACUGUUCGAUUGGGAUGCGCUAAAGUUGUGUGCAACGGUGGUGGUACUUUUAUUACAUGUAACUACGAUCCUCCCGGUAAUUACAACGGAGAAACACCAUACUAAUUACGAUUUUAUA